AUGUGUGUGAUAGUCCUUAAUAAUGCGUGUGAUAUUCCUUUGAAAUUCAACUUUUAUAGCAUUAAAUAUGUGAAAGGGUCGGAGACAAGAAAAAUAGCAUUUACUGAAUGUGUUGUUCAAGUGAGGGGCAUUGAUACUAAAGUGGGCUUAAGGUUAGAUGUUCCUACUAGAUGGAAUUCCACUUUUCUUAUGCUUGAGAGUGGUUUUAAGUAUCGUCGAGCUUUUGGAAGUUUCACUAUACGUGAUAGAAACUUUAAACAUUGUCCAACAAAUGAAGAGGGGAAAAGAGCUGAAAGGAUGUGUGAAUUUUUAAGGCCAUUUUAUAAGAUAACCAAUUUGAUUUCAGGCACAUCUUAUCCAACCUCUAAUGAAUAUUUUAUGCAAGUAUGGAAAAUUGAGUGGUUGCUAAGGGAUACUCUAAGGAGUGAUGAUCCUUUAAUGAAAGACAUGGCAAAAAGGAUGAUGGAUAAAUUUGAUAAGUAUUGGAGUGAAUAUAGUACCAUUCUUUCAAUUGCCAUGAUUCUUGACCCACAAAUGAAACUUGAAGCACUCCGAUUCUAUUAUUCAAAACUUGAUCCUUCCACUUGUGAUGAAAAGCUUAAUAAUAUAAAAGGAAAGAUGUACAAACUCUUUGAAGAAUAUGUGAGUGUGAGGUCAAAUUCGUCCAAUGCAUCAAGUUCUCAAUUCACUUGUUCAACAGAAGAACAUUUGAACAUGGAAGAAGACCAAGAGAUUGAUCCAUAUAAUGAAUAUAUCAAUUAUGUAAGCCAAAAUGUGAAUGUAACUGGCAAGUCUGAAUUGGAUCUGUAUCUAACGGAAACACCACUUGAGCCAAAGUAUUUUCCAAAGUUAGAUGUUUUGAGCUAUUGGAAGGAUCGACAAGAACGCUAUCCAAAUCUAUGUAGACUAGCUUGUGAGGUGCUAAGUAUUCCAAUAACAACUGUAGCUAGUGAGUCUGCAUUUAGCAUUGGUGGUAAAGUGCUUAGCAAGUAUUGA
Molecule: messenger RNA, 996 nt
Organism: Vigna unguiculata (cowpea)
Lineage: Eukaryota; Viridiplantae; Streptophyta; Magnoliopsida; Fabales; Fabaceae
Source: RefSeq, a predicted model, not a curated record